AUGGGCAAGCGGGAUUUUGAGCGCCUGCACCACGUGGCCUUCUUCGACGCCAUGGCCACGGAGCUCCCCGACGAAUACGAGCCGCAGGAGGUCAACCACCUCACCCUCGUCUACUUCGCCGUCGGCGGCCUCUCCCUUCUUCGGGAGCUCGACCGAAUUAACAAGGAUGAAAUAGCCAAAUGGGUUUUGUCUUUUCAAGUUCAUCCGGAGGCAAAUGAUGAUAUAGGUGUUGGUUUGUUCUAUGGAUUCUGUGGUUCUAGAUCAACUCAAUUUCCCUUGCCUAAUGUGAAGUUUCAAAUAUUAAAGCUGAUAGUUUCAAAUAUUAAAGCAUGCUCUGUUUCAGGAUCCUUGCCGAUGAUAGUUAGUCAUCUUGCAAGCACUUAUUCUGCCCUUGCUAUCCUCAAGAUUAUUGGCUACGAUCUAGCAAGUAUUGACUGCAAGGCACUUCUUUUGUCUUUGAAAAAGCUCCAGCAACCAGAUGGAAGCUUCAUGCCUACUCAUAUUGGUGCAGAAACAGACCUUCGCUUUGUAUACUGUGCAGCUGCAAUCUGCUCAAUGCUAGAUGACUGGACAGGAAUGGACAAGUUAAAGGCAAAGGAAUACAUUCUUAGCUGCCAGUCAUAUGAUGGAGGCUUUGGUAUGGUUCCUGGUUCUGAAUCUCAUGGUGGAGGAACUUUUUGUGCUGUUGCAGCUCUCCAUCUAAUGGGCUUCAUUCAAGUUGAUUUGGCAUCUAACUUAAGAGAUUCAACGUCAAUCGACAUUUGCAUGCUCCUCAAAUGGUGCCUUCAGGUUGAACUUGUGCUGAACCAUGUCUCCGCAAUUAGCCCUCUCGUGCCAUCUCAUGUGAUUCUGUAG
Miscanthus lutarioriparius is the source of this 855-nucleotide messenger RNA. The record is from the annotation of a GenBank genome assembly. Lineage: Eukaryota; Viridiplantae; Streptophyta; Magnoliopsida; Poales; Poaceae.